Messenger RNA from Zingiber officinale, 1872 nucleotides. RefSeq names its product protein WHAT'S THIS FACTOR 9, mitochondrial-like. Lineage: Eukaryota; Viridiplantae; Streptophyta; Magnoliopsida; Zingiberales; Zingiberaceae. Bases 125 to 1471 code for a protein of 448 amino acids. Gene Ontology annotation, molecular function: RNA binding. The transcript has a single exon. The record is from RefSeq and is a predicted model, not a curated record.
CUGUUGGAUUCGUUGGUUUAUGCAUUAUGAUUAAGAUUCGUGAGGAAAUCCCAUCCAACGGCUGCAGAUUCUUCUCAAUUCGACUUCACCGCAGCGAGCGUCGUCUCAAAUCGACUUCAUAGCGAUGCUCGGCGGCGGCAUCGAAACCCUCGGUGUCCAUCGUCGUCGGCAGCAGCCAUGGUGGAGAUGGACGCCGCAACGGUGGCUGGAGAAGGUGCGGCUCAAGUGGGUGAAGAAUCGCGGCCUCGACCACAUCAUCGACCGCGACACCGACAUCAAGGCGGCCUGCCUCCUCAAGGAUGCGAUCGCCGCCACCCCUACUGGCCUCCUCCCCGCUCGCUCCGUCGCCCCCUUCCAGAAAAAUCUUGGUCUUACCAUCCCCGUCCUCCGCUUCCUCCGCCGCUACCCCACCCUCUUCAGCGAGCAGCCCCACCCUCGCUUCCCCUCCCUCCCCGUGUUCUCCCUCGCCCCAGCAGCCCUCCUCCUCCACCGCCGCGAGCAGGCUGCAUUCGAAUCCACCCUCCCCGACGACGCUGCGCAUCGCGUCGCCCGCCUUCUGAUGAUGGCCCGCUCCCGCGCUCUUCCAGUAGCCGCCCUCGCUUCCCUCCGCUACGACCUCGGCCUUCCCCCGAACUUCUCAUCCGCCCUCCCUGCCGCUCGCCCUGACCUCUUCAGCCUCUCUCGCCGCCACUCCGACGGUGCUCCCGUCCUCUCCCUCACUGACUGGCCAGAACACCUCGCCGUUUCCGCCCUCCAACUCCGCCAUCGCGAUGUCCUCUCUCAACCCUCCUACGACGACUUCAAAAGGCCCUCGGCUUCUUCCGCCGCGCCACUCGCCUUCCCCAUGAAAUUCCCCCGGAGCUACGGCUACAUGAACAAGGUCAAGGCUUGGAUGGGGGACUUCCAUCGUCUCCCGUACGUGUCUCCCUACCAGGACGCCUCUGGACUCGAUCCCGAAAGCGACCUCAUGGAGAAGCAUGUGGUCGGCGUCCUCCACGAACUCCUCAGCCUCACCAUCCACAAGAAGACCAAGCGCAACUACCUGCGCAGCCUCCAAGAGGAGCUCGGCCUGCCUUACAGGUUCACUCGGGUCUUUACCCGUUACCCGGGGAUCUUCUAUCUUUCCCUCAAGUGCAAGACCUCUACGGUGGUUCUCCGGGAGGGCUACGACAGGGGUAAGCUGGUGGUGCCGCACCCUCUUGCACUUGUUCGGAGCAAGUUCUACUAUGUCAUGCGAACGGGACUACUGUAUCGAGGAAAGGGAACUUCCAAACUAGUACUGGAGGAGGAGGAUUUGUUGGGGGAAGGAAAUUCCAAGGAGGGGCAAACUGAUCAGAUUGCCAUUGAUACUGAGCAGCAGUACAGUGAUUCCGACGAAGAUGAUGUCAAUGCCGAUAACAACAGUGAAGAAUACUAUGAAUUGGAUGUGGAUGAUGAGGAUUCAGAUGAUGUUGGGUCGGAUGAGGCGUGAUUUUUUUGCCCCUUGUGGCUUCUCAAUGUCUACACCCUUGCCAAGUUUUAAGGUGACCUCCUGUAUGUCCUUUGUAUCCUGCAUCAGAGAAGAAUAAUACACUCGGCCUUUAAGUAAGAUUUUGAGAUCUCCAGUAGUGUUUUCCCUUUACAUGUUCAUCGACUAUACCUUGCAUCAUUUGAUGCUUCUCUUGAAUUAUACUCCUAUCAGAUAUUCAAAUCGAGAUGAAGAAGGCAGCCUUUCAUCAUUGGGCUCUUCUGUUAUAUAAUUAUCGAUACAUGCAUUUUCUCUACUACUAAAUUUGUGAGGAUCCCAUAAUUAUCAUUUGGUAGCAGCAUCUGAUAAAUAUUUAACAACCCACGGUUUGAAUUAUAACGGAGUAUUUAAACGUCAGCUAGUAA